Molecule: messenger RNA, 2818 nt
Organism: Papilio xuthus (Asian swallowtail)
Lineage: Eukaryota; Metazoa; Arthropoda; Insecta; Lepidoptera; Papilionidae
Product: hexokinase-2
Exons: 11
Coding region: 175-1758 (527 amino acids)
Biological process (GO): glycolytic process; intracellular glucose homeostasis; glucose metabolic process
Cellular component (GO): cytosol; mitochondrion
Molecular function (GO): D-glucose binding; glucokinase activity; ATP binding
Source: RefSeq, a predicted model, not a curated record
GGGCCGGCGGCCGCGCCUCCGCCGCGUCAGUCUGCGCGCAGCCGCCGCCUACACUGUACGUUUGUUCGCGCUCUCUUCUACAAGACUUACAAGCCGGCCUUGGCGCUAUUUCGACUAGUUUGCGCGCUCCACUCUACCUAGCUCACGUAUAACAAUCCAGAUCAAGUGCUUAUAAUGUCGACUGCCGUGGAGAACUUCGCGGUGGGGGGAGAGGCGCGAGUCAACGGCUCACAACAUAACGGCUCAACUCAACUCAACGGCUCCGCACGACCCAACGGUUCAGCUCAACACAACGGAUUAGCGCAACUCAACGGCACGGCGCAAUUUAAUGGUUCAGGGCAACUCAACGGCUCAGCACAACACAAUGGCACCGCGCGCCGCAGCCUAUGGGACGCGCAGUUCCUCCCGCCUCCUCUGGUGUUAGAAGAUCGCGCUCGCGCUUUAAAGAUUCAGACUCGGCUGGCUGGACUGGUGCUGUGCGGGCAGGCGCUGGUGCGCGUCGGAGAGACCUUCGCGCGCGAGCUGGAGCGCGGCCUGUGCGACCUGCCCUCCAGCCUGCAGAUGGAGAACACCUACGUGCCCGAGCUGCCCGACGGCACAGAGGAGGGGGUGUUCCUGGCGCUGGACCUGGGCGGCACCAACUUCCGCGUGCUGCUGCUGCAGCUGGCCGCAGGGCAGCUGGUCCGGGAGCGAGUCCGGCAGUACCACAUCAGUGACGCGCUGCGCUCGGGGCCGGGCGAGGACCUGUUUGGCUUCCUGGCGGACUGCGUCCAGGACUUCCUGCGCGGCGAGGGAAUGGAGGAGCAGGAACUCUCGCUCGGGUUCACGUUCUCGUUCCCGAUGCGGCAGCACUCGAUCUCCUCGGGCGAGCUGCUGACGUGGACCAAGUCAUUCUGCUGCGGCGGCAUGGCGGGCCGCGACGUGGCGGCGAUGCUGCAGCACUGUUUGCACGAGCGCGGCUUGCGCGUGCGCGUGCAGGUGCUGCUCAACGACACCACCGGCACGUUGGUCGCCGGCGCACACCGCGACCCCGACGUCGGCAUCGGCGUGAUCAUGGGCACGGGGUCCAACGGGUGCUACGUGGAGCGAGCGGAGCGCGUGCAGCACUGGGAGGCGGGCCGGCGACGCGCGCGGGACGUCGUCGUGGACGUGGAGUGGGGCGCGUUCGGCGACAACGGCUGCCUCGACUUUCUGCGCACGGACUACGACGCCGAGGUGGACGAGCGCUCGCUGCUCACCGCCUCCUUCACGUUCGAGAAGUACAUCGGCGGCAAGUACCUGGGCGAGCUGUUGGGCGUGGUGCUGGGCGCGCUGGCGCGGGACGGUCUCUUCCCCGCCGCGCCCGCGCCCGCCGCCCUCACCACCGCGCACCUCAGCGUCUUCGAGGAGGAGAACUGCGCCGGCGCGUGGCGGGAGACGGCGGACACGCUGGAGGCGGCGUGCGGCGCGCACGUGACGCGCGCGGACGCGCUCGUCGCGCAGCACGUCGCGCGCGUCAUCUCCAACCGCGCCGCGCAGCUCGUCUCCGUCUGUGUGGCGUGGCUGCUGCGGCGCAUGGCCCGCGAGCGCGUGGCGGUCGCCGUGGACGGCUCCGUGUACAAGCGGCACCCGCGCAUCCAGCACCUCAUGAACAAGUACGUCGCCCUGCUCGCGCCCGAACACCCCUUCACGCUGCUGGGGGCCGAGGACGGCAGCGGCAAGGGCUCGGCGCUGACUGCCGCCAUCGCCGCGCGGGUCGCUGCGCGCCACCUGCCCUAGCGCCGCCUCACACACGCCGCACCGCCGCCGGCCCUAGGGCGCACUGCCUGCCCUGGGGCGCACUGCCGGCCCUAGGGCGCACUGCCUGCCCUAGGGCGCACUGCCUGCCCCAGGGCGCACCGCCAUACCUGGGGCGAACUUUCGUCCAGGACGCGCGUCAUGUGCGCACGUCAACAGGCAGAUGAAGGCAGAAAAAUGGUUAUUCCGUCGUGUGAUUGUGUUCUAUAGCACUCAGUUUGUAAGUUGUUCAACAAGAUACUCUUACAUUAGAAUGCCAGUGAGGCGCUGGUUUACUGGCCGGUUGGCUGGAUAGUGCUCGAGGCGGCGGCGGCGAGAUGAAUACGUGAUUAGUUAGACUUUUAUCAAAUAAUGACUGUGAUUAGUUUGUAUGUAUGUGCAUUGUGUAUGAGUUGUUUUGUAUGACAGCGUGUGUGUAUGAAUGUGAAUAAAUGAUGUAAAGUUGUGUUAAGUUGUAUGUUGUGAUAUGCAUUUGUAGAAGUUAAUUAGAUAAUGAUAUUAUUAUAAGAACGACACAAUAUUUUAAUCGUUACAACCUCUGAGUGAGUGAGAACUUUUUCGGCUAAGAAAAAAGACAAAUAAUGAAGUACAUAUUUGUACGGGUAUAGAUUGAGGUGUGCCAGUGGCGCUGGACUGGAUACAUCUAUUUAAUUAUACUGUAACUGUUGUGAUGAUUCAAACAAUGAACAUCGCACAACAAGUGCUGGAGCGCCUUCCAACACGACUGUGUGACACUCGUGUGCUGUGUGCGUGUGAAGCUAUACUUUAGUGCCAUAUAACUAAGGGUGAAUUAUGUAGAAGUACACAUGAAAUAUAUUUUUAUAAAAUUUUAUGAUCGGGACUGACUCCCGCUAGUUGUAAGUUAACAUGUAAUAUUUGUUAUUCCGAUGGGAAUUUUUAUUAGUUGUUUCGUCUGUCGAGUGUGAGCGGACACUAUACUGCGGCAGCGCGUCGUUGCUCUGCGCGAGCUGGUCGCAGAGGCACGACUUUUGAAAUGUUAUAUUGAAUCAUAUUAUUAUAUUUGUAUUUUACACAAUAAUAA